AUGAACCUUGAUUCUGAGGAGCUUAUUGCUGUCAAGCAGGCUAUGGAAUUUCUUAUUAAUGAUUUAAAGACAGUAAGUUUGAGAAUGUUUUUCUUCAUCCCCGAUUUCAAGGUUAUAGAUUUGAUCAAUUUGAAGAGUAAAAGACCAUCUUGCCGUUGCUUUGGUUUACCACCGAUGAAAAUCUGUCGCCGAUCUAGUGUCAGGAAGCUACAAGUUGUGCCCUUCGUUCCCUCAACUAUACUGAGAGACGCAGAGGGUGUGACAGGAAGACAGUCCAAAAGCUUCAAACCCUCCGUUCUGCAAUCACUAUCUUUGCCUUCAUCCUCUGUUCUCAGCGUCGCCGGCGUAGGUAGCAAGGACACUCUUGUUGAAGAUCUUCUCCUUCUUUGUUCAUCGGCGUCUUCCAUUUGUUGGUGUGAAGCUCAACUUUCUUCUCUCCUUCCCGCGCUAUCACUGGUCUUCUGUUCCGUUAGCCGUUGGUGCGUCAUGGUACACCUAGCUAGCAGGAUAUUUAUUGGAGAUGCUAGCCCUGUGUGCAGGCCAACACACAUGGAAUGGAGAGAUAGAUAUUUGUUGUGGUGGUUGUGGUGUGAAAGGGAAGGAACUGGGCCGAGAAUAGAGAUUUCUCGAUAAAGCAUUGUAAGAAUUGGUGUAAUAAAUUUUUAUAUAAGUAAUGAUAAAUGUGUAUAUAAGUUGCCAUAGGAAAGAUGUGCAUUUUACUGUAAAUUUUUAUGGUGUUUGGUGUUUUGAUUUCCUAGCCUUGUGUAUAUGAGCAUAUAUGAUGAAAUGAUAGUAUGGGCUAGUGGAUAGAUGAUAA
Molecule: messenger RNA, 817 nt
Organism: Prosopis cineraria
Lineage: Eukaryota; Viridiplantae; Streptophyta; Magnoliopsida; Fabales; Fabaceae
Exons: 7
Coding region: 1-633 (210 amino acids)
Source: RefSeq, a predicted model, not a curated record